CUCGAAAAACAUUACGAAUGUGCAAAACAAAUUAACACGUGGUCAUUUGUUUGAGUCACUGUAUUCUGCACGACAAUCCAUGGCUUUAAGGAUUACAUGUAAUGAAAUUGAGCAACCGAAUCAUAUCCCCCUAGUGAAAUGUGAAGCUUGUCUACAUUACAGUCUGCUGUGGAACCAUCAGUAAAGAUUUUUCUAUGCGUAUGACGAGGCUCAAUAGUUGGAUUAAGCCAGCACUCGGACUCAUACUAUCUCCUCACUUACAUCCACACCUCAGCAAAUUUCGUUAAACUGUUCAUUUCAUUUUGAAUCGGUUACACUUUUUCCUCAGGUACCCCACCAAUCUAUUCAUAAACUUAUAUUUUCUUACAGGGUAGCCUCAGCGCACUACAUAGUCGUACCUGAGCGCUUAUGUGUGUACAUAUCCAUACAUACAUACAUAUACAUAUGAUAUACGCACACCUUGAUAUAGUUGUACAAAACGUGCCUGUGCCAACGUACAACGUUGUGGCGCAUGUCUCGCCGCCAUUGCUCGAACGACUGCAUUCAUAUGAAAAGUCGCGGCGACGCGUCGUUUGCUGAGAGCUACUAUCCAACAGAGUCGUGCGGUGGUUGAAAUCAACGAAUUUAGUUUGUCGCGUGCUUUUGAUGUGAUUGCGUUCAUUUAGUGGUGUAACGUUUUCUUGUUUAUAUUUCGCUAUUACCAUUGUGUACUACAAAAUGGACGGUCUACAAGAUCAAAAGUUUAAUAUUCGUUUAGUGCAAGCUAUUGAAAAAUAUCCGGCUUUGUACAACAGUGACCUCAAAACAUAUAAACGAAGGGAUUGUAGAGAACAAGCAUGGAUAGAAGUGGCCGAGGAGAUGGAUUGUAAUCCUAAAGUCCUUCUCCGAAAAUGGCAAAAUUUUCGUACAAUCUUAGUGAGAAAACUUAAACAAAAACAGAUGGGAGAAUAUGUACAACAAUACUAUUUAUACGAACACAUGAAAUUUAUCAUUCCGUAUUUGAAGAAAUCAUAUGAGCCUGAUGCGAUAAAAAGAACCAUUAAGAAAAAAGUGGAUGAAGAAGAGGACGCCGAUAUAAAUGACACAGACUCACAUCAAAGUACAGAGGAUAGUGCCAUCAUUCCCGAAAAUGAUAUCGACGAUCCAGUUUAUUUUGAAGAAGAAGAGGAAUAUGAAAUGAGUCCACCUAGGAAAGUAAAGAAGUCGGAUAGCUUUGAGGAGGAACCCGAAUCCAUUGGUAUUGAUGAGUACAUUGAUGCAAUCAACCAUCAAAGUGAAACGAAGUCGAAUAAUUUGGGUGGCAAUGCAUUAGUCAAACCCGAGUCCACAACAACCAGUCGCCCUUCAACUUCAGCUGCAGCGACGCAAGUAUAUACAAAACUUAACCGUUUAGAAGAAAGUGAUAAUCCAAAGAGGCAGUUUAUUCUCAGUUUGUUGCCAGACCUCUACGACAUGAACAACACGCAGAUGCGGAAAUUUAAAUCUAAAGUUUUAAUGCUGGUCAGUGAAAUUUUGGACGAAAAUGCCACCUGAUUUGAUAGAUUUAUUAAUAUUUUAGGAUUAAAUUUUAUGUUAAAUAUAAUGGAUUUUCGUGAUCUGUUAAGAAAUAAUCGUAUAAAAUGAAAAUAUUAUUUUUUUAACUAAAUAAAAGUUUGUAAAGAUUUAUCUUCAGUAUGUCGUAUUUUUUUGAAACACAUACAUACAUACACAAGUAUGUAUGGAGCCAAGUCCUUCUCCACUUGGUGUUUCCAUUGCAGUAAGGGCCUCGCUCUUCCUCUGGUACCACCAGCGAGUGCCGAGGUUAAUACUUCCAGAGCAGGGAUGCCGUUUGGAUCUAAAUAGAUCCAAUUGGAUACAUUUUUGGACGAAUUUUUGCGAGAUAC
This is a messenger RNA of Rhagoletis zephyria (snowberry fruit fly), 1883 nucleotides long. RefSeq lists its product as uncharacterized. NCBI's taxonomy places the organism in Eukaryota, Metazoa, Arthropoda, Insecta, Diptera, Tephritidae. The record is from RefSeq and is a predicted model, not a curated record. Gene Ontology annotation, molecular function: DNA binding. Gene Ontology annotation, biological process: regulation of transcription by RNA polymerase II. Gene Ontology annotation, cellular component: transcription regulator complex; nucleus.